This is a messenger RNA of Didymodactylos carnosus, 1926 nucleotides long. NCBI's taxonomy places the organism in Eukaryota, Metazoa, Rotifera, Eurotatoria, Philodinida, Philodinidae. The record is from the annotation of a GenBank genome assembly.
AUGCCGAGACCAAGUAUUACCAAGAAACAACAACGCAAUACUCUUGUUAAACAAACAAGAAAUACCGUUGUUACUUCUCAGAUAACAGAUUCAGACGACAAAGUUAUCAGUGAUGAAGUAUUAAAACAAUGGACUAGUUUAUGGUCGUCAUUCGGCUUUACAGGCAAGCAAUGGAAUGCACGUGGUGGUAAAGUAGCUGAAUGGAGCAAUCAAAUGUACGAUCGGUGUGAAAAAAAGUUUGAUGAAGAAGUAACAAAACGCGAAAAAUUAUUAAAAGAAUCAUUAGCUGAUUACGAAGAUAUUCUUCUACGUACAGGAUUUCAAAGUGAUAUUGAAGGUUGUUUUGAACAUAUGAAAUUAAAAGAGAAAGAAAUAUAUAUUGAGAAAAAAUUGCAAUCAAUUGGUUUAAAAGAAGAACAACUUCUACGUGAAUUAGAUCAUUUAUUGAGGAAACAAACAUCGUUAUGCGAGAUAUUAAACUCAUCACCAUUAGAAAUGGAUAAAAAUGAAGCAUGCUCAUUGAUGGUAAAUAUAGAAAAGUUGAACAAAUUCGUGCAAAAACUUAAUGAUUUAAAAACAUCUCGUGAAACUAUCGUUAAAUCAUAUUAUUUAAAAGUAAAGUUAUAUUCCGAACAAUUACAAUGGUGUCCACAGUCUGAUUCAACAAUUGAACACUUACUAAAUGAAAAAUAUGAUGAAUGUUUAACAGCAGAUAGUAUAAAGGAAAUAGAAACAACGAUUCAAGAACUGGAAGUUCAAAUCGAAAAUCAAAAAGAACAUUUUCAUUCAUUGCGUAUAACAUUAAAAUUAUUAUAUAAUGCAUUGAAUAUUCUCGAACAAGAUUAUUGUUCAGCAUAUAAAUCGAACAAAAUUAAUGCAGAUGUAAUCAAACAACUUGAUCAUGAAAUUCAAUGUUGUCGUCAAAUACGAAUGUCAAAUGGAAAAGAAUAUUGUCAAACAGUUCGUUCAAAAAUAAUAGAAUUAUAUGACAAAUGCAAAGUGGGUAAUUCUGAACGACAGAAAAUGGACAUUAUUGAUUUUGAAGUUUUAUCGCCAGAAGUACUCGAUAUGUAUGAUCAAGAAUAUAUUCGUGUACAAGAAUUAUAUCAAAAACGAAAGCCAAUUGUCGAUGCCUAUGAAACUUGGAAUAAAUUUUGGACGGAAUAUGUUACAUUUGAUAAAUGGUCAAAGAGUUCAGCACGAUUUCAUGAACGUGGCUAUAAUCCGAUGGUGGAACAACAAAAACGAAAAAAAUUUCAAACUGAAUUACCAAAAAUUGAAAAAGCAUUUCUCGAUAUGUUGGAUGACGAUAAUGAUGAGUUUCUUCUCAAUGAUGUACCAAUAAGAAAACUUUAUAAUGAUGCACACGAUGAAAUAGCUCCAUCGGCACCAACAACGGUAACAACUACACGUACUCAACAAAAUGCAAAUUCAGCGGUUAAAACACCGGGUCGUAAACCUUUGACAACCCCAGUGUCAACUCCCUCAACUAUAGUUAAAACACCGUCAACAAUGUCCGUACGAACGCAGAGUAAAACACCAAUGCGAAAAAGUAUGAAGACAAUCAAAAAAAUGAAACAACAACCGAAAAGUGGUAAUAAAAAAUUUACACCACGUGCUCCAGCGGCGCCUUCUGCUCCACUGAUUACCGCCUAUAGUUUCAACGGUGACAUUUCCGCUACACCACAUGGUCACAACAAUUCACUCGAUUUUUCAAAAUUAUCCACGUUGAAAAAUGUUAAUGGUGAAUUAAAGCAAAUGACAUCAACACCGAACUCAUCCUAUACGACCAAGAUAUUAGGAAGAAAUAAAACAAAUAAUCCAAUAACUGAUCGUAAAGCUCGCCGCUCAAAACGUUUGGCUGCUGCUCGAAGAAGUCCUAAAAUACUGCCGAUGUAUGAUGAAAACGAUGAAAUAUCAACAUGA